Molecule: messenger RNA, 1125 nt
Organism: Aureobasidium namibiae CBS 147.97
Lineage: Eukaryota; Fungi; Ascomycota; Dothideomycetes; Dothideales; Saccotheciaceae
Product: alpha/beta-hydrolase
Exons: 2
Source: RefSeq, a predicted model, not a curated record
CUGUCUAGCAUCCACGCUGCUAAGCCUUCGGCGAACCUGUUCGAAUUUGUUGCUGCCGUCGCCGCAGAAGGCCUAACCGCCAACUCCGUCAAUGAUCUUCUCGGCUUUGUCGACGGCUUGGCCACUGGUGAGAACAGCAUGAGCAAUGUCAACAUCCAGCAGCCCAAGGACACCAUCUACCCCAAGAAGGGCAACGACCCCAAGUAUAGCGUUACCGAGUCCUCGUUGCGUGCCGCCAUCUACAUUCCUCCUUCGUUCCAAGGCGGCAAAAUUCAACCUGUGAUUCUGAUGCCUGGUACGGGAGCGACUGGAUACUUUACAUAUGUUGGAAACUAUAUCAAGCUUCUUACCGGAUCAAGCUACGCUGACCCCGUGUGGCUCAACAUUCCUGGAUAUCUCCUGAACGAUGCUCAGGUCAAUGCUGAAUACGCUGCGUACGCGAUCAACUAUAUCGCUAGCAUUACUGGCAAAAAGGUAUCCAUCAUUGGCUGGUCUCAAGGCAACAUCGAUAUUCAGUGGGCAUUCAAGUACUUCACCUCGACGGUGAAAAACACCAGGAAUCACAUUGCUAUCAGCCCUGAUUAUGCUGGUACCGUCAACGCCAAUCUCAUUUGCCCCGAUGGGCUUCCGUGUGAUCCCUCCGUCUUCCAACAGCACUACAAGGGCACGAGCAACUUCAUCGACAAGAUGAGGCUCAACAACGGAGACUCGGCUUACGUUCCCACGACCACUGUCUAUAGCGGACUUUUCGACGAGAUUGUCGAGCCUCAGCAAGGCACAGGUGCCUCGGCAUACCUCAAUGACGCCCGCAAAGUGGGCGUCACCAACAACUACCUUCAGGGCAUCUGCCCUGGCCUACCUGGCGGUUCUUUCUACACUCACGAAGGUGUACUUUACAAUCCGAUUGCAUUCGGCCUGGUCAAGGAUGCUCUGAUCGACGGUGGCGCUGGUAAGACAUCUCGUCUUGACCUCAACAAGCUAUGUAACAUGUACCUCGCCGACGGUCUCAACGUGGGCGACCUGCUCCUUACCGAGAACGCCAUUCUGGUCGCUGCACUUUCACUCGUCCUCUACGAGCCCAAGGUCUCAGUCGAGCCCGCUAUCAAGGCAUAUGCCACAUACUAA